AUGGGGAGCGAACAAUACUUGCCGGAGCUUCAGGCGGAGAAGGACACGUUGGAUCCAGCUUUCCAACAUUCUCUUCGGCUACUCGAGCAAGAAAUUGAAAAGAUUCAGAAGGAUGAAGGCAAGGAGGAGGAAAAGUUUAUCGAUGUCGUCAUCAACAAGAACAUGAAACUGGGCCAGAAAGUUUUGAUACCAGUCAAGCAGUUUCCUAAAUUUAACUUUGUCGGCAAACUUCUCGGGCCACGUGGAAACUCGUUAAAGAGGCUACAGGAGGACACCCUCACAAAGAUGUCCAUUCUGGGCAAAGGGUCCAUGCGUGAUAAAGAGAAGGAAGAAGAGCUGCGCCAGAGUGGUGAAGCCAAAUACCAACACUUGAACGAAGACCUGCACGUUCUUAUCGAGGUGUUCGCCCCACCGGCUGAGGCCUACGCUAGGAUGGGGCACGCCUUAGAGGAAAUCAAAAAGUUUCUCAUACCAGAUUACAACGAUGAGAUCAGACAGGCCCAGCUGCAGGAGCUUACGUACCUGAAUGGAGGUUCAGAAGAUGCCAAGGUACCAGCAGUAAGGGGCAAGUCAGCCACCCGUGCAAGAGGGACACCUGUUCCAGGAAUUCCCAGGAGUCGAGGAGGAGUACCCCCUUUGCAUGCUGCCAUGCCAAGAGGAGCAGCACCCAGAGGAGCCCCGCCCAGCCGCACACCAUCUGCAAGGGGGAGGGGGGUGCAACGAGCCCGGGGAGCCCCCCCUACAAGUGGAUACCGCCCAGCUCCACCUAUUGUGCAGGACACUUAUGACGAAUACGACUAUGACGACGGCUAUGGAACUGCUUAUGACGACCAAGGAUAUGAGUCCUACGACAACAAUUACACUAAUCACGGACAAAACUCAGACGACUACUAUGAAUAUGGACAAGGUGGCGAAUCGUAUGAUUCAUACGGUCAAGAAGAGUGGGCAAACAGUCGCGGAAAAGCGCAGUCGGCGAGGACGACUAAGGGAGCCUACAGAGACCAGCCGUACUCCAGAUACUGA
Messenger RNA from Nerophis lumbriciformis (worm pipefish), 1023 nucleotides. NCBI's taxonomy places the organism in Eukaryota, Metazoa, Chordata, Actinopteri, Syngnathiformes, Syngnathidae. The record is from RefSeq and is a predicted model, not a curated record.